UGGCAUUGCAGCAUCAUCACCUCGAAGCUCAGCGGAUCGGUUGCUCACAGGGCAUACCACUCGACAUAGAGUGUGUAUCCCUGCAAGCUCGCACUAUCGACGUGCAGCAGCAAUAGACGCGCUUAAUAAUGAGGACCCUAGCUUUGAUAUCGACAGCCUCAGCACUGCUGCACAGCCAGGCGCCGCUGCGCAGCUCGACGCCGCUGGGUGCGAUCGACAUCACGAACCGCGGCUACGUCCGGAUAGACACGGAGAAGGAGACGGUCGCGCACCCGAAGGCCGCGCCGGUCCUCGACGAGGUCUCGCUGCGCAAGUGCGUGGACGAGGCCGUGCAGGACGCGGACUGGCACCGGCCCAUCUCCGUGCUCGGCUCGACGGGCUCCAUCGGCACGCAGACCUUGGAUUUUUGUCGCGCGCGGCCCGACCGGUUCUCGGUCAUCGCGCUCUGCGCGGGCGCCAACUACAAGCUCCUCGCGACGCAGGUCGCCGAGUUCCGGCGGACCGUGACGACCGUCGGCAUCUCCGACGGGUCCAAGCUCGAACCCCUGAAGGAGGCUUUGAAGGCUGCGGGCGUCGACUGCGCUUCCCUAGAAAUCUACGGCGGCGCCGACGCCGCGACGGCCUGCGCCACGGCGCAGGGCGCCGAUGUUGUGGUGACGGGCGUCGUGGGCACCGCGGGGUUACCGCCGACGGUGGCCGCCAUCGAGGCCGGGAAAGACAUCGCCCUCGCGAACAAGGAGACUCUGAUUGCCGGCGGCCCGGCCAUCCUCCCGUUACUCAAAAAGCACGGAACGGCCAUGACGCCCGCCGAUAGUGAACACAGCGCCAUCUUCCAGGCCCUGCAGGGCGUGCCGCCGAACGGCAUGCGGAAAGUAAUACUGACCGCAAGCGGCGGCGCCUUCCGCGACCUCACGGCCGCGGAGCUCGCCGACAAGUGCGAAAACGAGGCCGAGUGGGUGCGCGCGAAAGCGACGACGCACCCGAACUGGGACAUGGGCGCCAAAAUUACUGUAGAUAGUGCUACGAUGAUGAACAAGGGCCUGGAGGUGAUUGAAGCGCAUUAUUUGUUUGGCGCGGAUUAUGAUGACAUUGAUGUGGUGGUGCACCCGCAGUCGAUCAUCCACAGCGCGAUCGAGACGCAGGACAACUCCGUGAUUGCCCAGCUGGGCUGGCCGGACAUGCGGUUACCUUUACUGUACAGCGUGAGCUGGCCGCACCGCGUGCGCAUGCCCCAGGACCAGUGGGAGCCGUGCUUCGAUCUGGUCGAGUUGGGGAGCAUGACGUUCAAGGGUCCCGACAACGACAAGUAUCCCUGCAUCGGCUUAGCGUACGCCGCGGGCCGCGUCGGCGGCACGAUGACGGGGUGCCUCAACGCGGCGAACGAGAUGGCGAACGAGAUGUUCCGCGAGGGCGCCUUCGAGUACCUCGACAUCCCGCGCGUCAUCGAGGCGGCCAUGGAGGCGCACAAGGCGGACUUUAUUCAAGAACCGUCGUUGGACGAAAUCAUCGAGGUCGACCUCUGGGCGCGGCGGUUCGUGAAGGACUUCGCGUCGGCGAAGAAGGAGGUCUUCGCGUAGGGUUGGCGGGUAAAGUUCGCGUUCGGGAA
Molecule: messenger RNA, 1606 nt
Organism: Pelagomonas calceolata
Lineage: Eukaryota; Pelagophyceae; Pelagomonadales; Pelagomonadaceae
Source: the annotation of a GenBank genome assembly